Molecule: messenger RNA, 2007 nt
Organism: Branchiostoma belcheri (Belcher's lancelet)
Lineage: Eukaryota; Metazoa; Chordata; Leptocardii; Amphioxiformes; Branchiostomatidae
Product: COP9 signalosome complex subunit 7b-like
Exons: 9
Coding region: 120-944 (274 amino acids)
Biological process (GO): COP9 signalosome assembly
Cellular component (GO): COP9 signalosome
Source: RefSeq, a predicted model, not a curated record
GCCCUGGUGCAUUGUGGGAAGGACUCCUGAGGUGGAACGCGAACCUGUGUGUGUCAGCACUCGAGUAACGCGAAAACAGCGGUUUUGGGGGCUUAUUUGGGACGGGAUAAGUUUAAGCUAUGGCACAGGGAACCUCCACUGCCCCACAGGUGCACGCCUCUACCCAGAAUGCCUUAGAACCCUUCCUGAUCCUGGCCAAAGGUGCGAAGGGGUCAGCAGCCGUGGCCCUCAUACAGCAGGUCACCGAGGCACCUGCUGUCUAUGUGUUCGGAGAUCUGCUGGAACUUCCCAACAUACAGGAGCUUUCAGAGGGUACCAAUUCAAAGUGGUGGAACUUGCUGAACUUGUUUGCCUAUGGUACAUAUGCAGAUUACAAAGCAAAUACAGACAACUUUCCUGAGCUGAGUGCAGCCCAGGUGAAGAAACUGAAGCACUUGACUGUGGUCUCACUAGCUGCUAAGUGCAAGUGCAUUCCUUAUUCAACUCUUCUGCAAGAACUGGAUAUGAAGAACCUGAGAGAACUAGAGGACCUAAUCAUAGAGACAGUUUAUGCUGACAUUAUUGGAGGCAAGCUGGACCAGAAGAACCAACAGCUAGAGGUGGACUAUGCCAUCGGCAGGGACAUCAGACCAGAGGCCAUCGAGGAAAUCGUCAACACAUUACAGGAAUGGUGUAAUGGAUGUGAGCAGGUAUUGGCAGGAAUAGAAACCCAGAUCAGCAGAGCCAACGGAUACAAGGAGCAGCAAGUCAAAAACAAGCAGCAGAUAGAAGCAGAGGUAGCUAACCUGAAGAAGACAAUAAAAGCAUCUCAAGAUGUAGAUCAGCACAUGCAGGCUGACAGUCAGGAGCCCACCCACGCUCCUCAGGAGAAACCUGCUCGCAAGUCCUCCAAAGUUAAAGGGCUCCGUGGGAGUGGAGGAAAGUUCUGGCAGAAGUCCAACUGAUGUCAGCACGCAGAGCAUCUCCCACUCGUUUAUACAAGAUCCAGUGGUCUUUAUAUCUAUUUCUUGUGUACAUAAUAUUUGUUGAAACAAAGUUUAAUGCAUAUUUUACAAGUUGAUAAGACAGUAUUCCUCAUGGUAUAAGAAUUUGUUGAAACACUAUCAUUUUUCUCUAUUCUUUACCAUACCAUUAAUGGUAAGUUUAGUAUGGAUCUAUGGAAAACCAAAUUUCAGGAAAUAGACAUUAUUUUUGUUUGCCUGAUUCAGAUUUUUGGUUCCUAUAUGGUCAGCCUGUUAGUUACUAUAUUGUUAGUGGUAGGUCCUCCCAUACAACAUUUUCUGACCAUGCCACAGUUUUGAGAAACGGGAAUGUUGACAGGAAAUACUUCAAGUAAAGGAACUCCACCACCACAGGCUUGCAUUUGGGGCUACAGCACAGCUCAAACCAGAUAGUCAGCCGAGGAACUAAGGCGUCCAGAAACACCUUAUAACAGUUAGCAACAAUUGAUUGGAGAAAAUUUCCAUAACAAUCCUCAUUGUUCAAGGCAGAAAACAAUGAUAUACCCACUACUCCCAAUACUUAAUGUACAUUCUAAUCUAACAGAAUAAAUCGGUUUCUGUGUGGCAUAUUUGUGAAUGUAACUGAAUUGCUGCUGAGUUUUUUUUGUCAAAUUUUUCGUUCCAUUGUUUAUACAAAAAGUUUUGACACAAUAAAUCUGCGGUAGCUUUCACCACAUAAACUCUCUUUAUUGCUCAGCACACACUUCCCCUAUGGAAGGCAAAUAUAUUAGCGCAAAAUACAAAUGUAGAAGCACAAUCUACCACCACAAUAUAAAAAUGUCAAACUAAAACACUUCUUUAACUUCACCAUGACAUUAUAGAUGGAAUCAUAUUGCACAAUGUACAAAAAAAGUAAUGGUUUUGUAAAUUCGUUGGUGUGUAUGGUAUAGUACAAAGCUUCAACACUCUACCAUUUAGCAACAACUCCUUAAAAUUCAGCACUGCAAAAAGCAGCAUCAUAUUACAUAAAGCAUGGUGUUAGAAUUAUGGAAAGUUUUCUCAAGUC